This is a messenger RNA of Porites evermanni, 414 nucleotides long. NCBI's taxonomy places the organism in Eukaryota, Metazoa, Cnidaria, Anthozoa, Scleractinia, Poritidae. The record is from the annotation of a GenBank genome assembly.
CUCUAUAGGGUGGAGUUCAAAGAACACAAGAUUGAGAAGAUUGCUAGUAAUGGUGGUUCGAUCUGUAACAGGGUGCAUAGUUUAACCAACUACAAUGAUCAUGCAAUAGCAUUCAAUGACACUGGAGAUUGCAAGGUCAAGGUCAUUAAUCCUGCCACAAAAGAAUGUUUCGUGCUGGUUGGUGACGGACAGGGCACAAGGGAUGGAAGCAAGGCACAGCUCUCUCAGCCAACAGGAAUAUGUUUUGACAUGAAAACGUUGUUUACUGUGGACACAUCGACAGGUGCACUCCGAAUGACGAGCAAUGUCAACAGUUUAGUGGAGUAUUUGAAGUACCUACAUUUGUUCGGAGAGACAUUUGGACUUCACCCUAAAAAGGAAGCUCCUCUCGCCAUCGAGAUGACGCCAGCAAUA